AUGGUCUCUAUGGUCGAGACCGCCUCCCAUCCCGAACACAAUGACACCGUCAUGGACCCGGUCGUCCCCAAGUCAGAGCCCUUGCCUGAUGGUUCCAUCAGCUCGACUGUGUCCACGCCAGAAGCUGAGGCCGAACCUUUAACCCAAGAUACCACCCAGACCCAAAAGCGAAAAGGUGGUCGCAAACCUAUUUAUGCUACCUCGGAGGAACGGAAGCAGCGCAACCGACAGGCCCAGGCUGCCUUCCGUGAACGUCGUACGGAGUAUAUCCGUCAGCUGGAGACGACCAUCAAGCGUAAUGAGGAGUCCCUGCAAAGUCUGCAGCAGAGCCAUCGCAGCGCGGCUGAUGAGUGUCUGAUGCUGCGAUAUAAAAAUUCGUUGCUGGAGCGGAUCUUACUCGAGAAAGGCAUUGAUGUCCAAGCUGAGCUACGGCUGAAGACCGGGGCUCCAGGCUCAUCGGCCAAGCCCAACCCCGUACCAGCCAAGUCGGGUCCUAUACCUCGUCCCACCCAAAGACAUCCGGCGGGUAUCGCUUCCAAACAGGACGCUUUUGCUAUCUCCCAGCGUGAGGGAGCUUACGGAGUCCCAUCGCCGCAAUUCCAGGCUACCCCGACUUCGCAUGUAUCAUCGCCAUCACACGCCAAGUCGCCGGGUUUUGGCUUCCAGGGUGGAAUGUCGCCCGUUGAGGUCAACGCCCAGGGAGGACGUCCCCAAUUGCUGCCCCAGCCACGGACAUUCACCAGUCAAACCUCGCCGGGGGCGAUUAGCAUGCCCCAAACCGAUCCCACGGAAAAGGCUCGUGGACCUCGCGGUGCGCGAGUGGCGGCGGCCUAUUACCCAUCUCCCUUCCAGAAACAUUAUGACCAACUCGAACAAGAGUACGACGCACAAGCCGAUCUUGUUGACGAUGACCACGACGGCUCAGUAAAUGCCUCGUAUGUCCCGGGCUUCACGCCACAGUCGGUGGCCUCGGGCUCUCACACCAUGACGGGAUACAAUCCAUCUACAGAUGGAGCGCCCGGAGACUACGGCAAUGCCAAUCAGCUCAUGGCUCAGUACGAGCCCAUGUUGGACGCAGAUCCAUUCGGGCUGAGUGCUAGUAUGCACUUCCCGACGCCAUUCAACUACGAACAGAACAAUCCUCGCUCUUGA
Penicillium daleae is the source of this 1152-nucleotide messenger RNA. Its product is annotated as bZIP transcription factor. The record is from RefSeq and is a predicted model, not a curated record. Gene Ontology annotation, molecular function: transcription cis-regulatory region binding; DNA-binding transcription activator activity, RNA polymerase II-specific. The coding region runs from base 1 to 1152 and encodes 383 amino acids. Gene Ontology annotation, cellular component: RNA polymerase II transcription regulator complex. NCBI's taxonomy places the organism in Eukaryota, Fungi, Ascomycota, Eurotiomycetes, Eurotiales, Aspergillaceae. The transcript is spliced from 4 exons.